Ipomoea triloba (trilobed morning glory) is the source of this 1549-nucleotide messenger RNA. RefSeq names its product thaumatin-like protein 1. The transcript has 3 exons. Gene Ontology annotation, biological process: defense response. NCBI's taxonomy places the organism in Eukaryota, Viridiplantae, Streptophyta, Magnoliopsida, Solanales, Convolvulaceae. The coding region runs from base 437 to 1375 and encodes 312 amino acids. Gene Ontology annotation, cellular component: extracellular region. The record is from RefSeq and is a predicted model, not a curated record.
CCAAAAUUAAGGAUGCAGUACUGCAUGCAUGCAUUUUCUCCUUUCCAAUUUCAAGCACAUUCUGCUUUCUAUUUUCCCAACAUCCCUUAAUAAUAAAUGAGCUUUGCUGUUCGUUUAUAUUAUGGGUAUAGUAAUAAUAAUGACCCCUUAAGGCUGGCUUAAUAAUACCUGCUGAAAUCAUUAGCCAUUUCUCAAUCAUCAGUUUUAGUAACUGCAGGCAGGCCAAUCUGUUUCCCUUCAAUUCUCCCCCUGGCCUGCCUAUCUCCUACCUGCAAUUUCUACACUCACCUCUCUCCCUCCCUAGUAUAGUUUAGUAUAGUCUAAGCAGAUAAUAUAAUCCAAUUUUUGGUUGCAUUAAUAUUUCUUCGAUCAGCUUCAAUUCCAUUCUCUCAUCUCUUUUAUAUCUCAUAGAAGAAAACUAACAAAAGAUCUGCGCAUGUCUUCUUCUCCAAGCUUCAUUGUCAGCUUCUUUCUAGCUUUUUUCAUACUUACUCAUCGUGGUGGUGUUUUAGGUGCUACAUUUACGUUUGUGAACAAAUGUGAAUACACAGUUUGGCCGGGGAUUCUAGCAAAUGCGGGCAGUCCUAGUCUUGAGAGCACUGGAUUUGAGCUUCCAAAGGACUCUUCCAGCGCCCUCACUGCUCCGACUGGAUGGUCCGGCAGGUUCUGGGGCCGAACGGGGUGUAACUUUGACGAGUCGGGCUCAUGCGCAACAGGGGACUGCGGAUCCGGUGAGGUGGAAUGCAAUGGCGCCGGAGCAGCGCCGCCUGCUACGCUGGCGGAGUUCAGUCUUGGAACAGUGGGGCAGGACUUCUAUGAUGUCAGCCUGGUGGACGGCUACAAUUUGCCCAUGUUGAUAGAAGCGUCGGGAGGAUCGGGUAUGUGCGCCACCACGGGUUGCGUCACGGAUGUCAACCAAAUUUGCCCUGCUGAACUGAGACUGAGCGGCGGGCAGGCGUGUCGGAGCGCUUGCGAGGCUUUCGCGAAACCAGAGUACUGUUGCAGCGGCGAGUACAACAGUCCCAUAACGUGCAAGCCGUCGGUGUAUUCAGAGAUGUUCAAGUCGGCGUGCCCCAGGUCGUAUAGCUACGCUUAUGACGACCCCACCAGCACUUUCACUUGCAGCGCUGCGGAUUAUACGCUCACAUUUUGUCCUUCCUUGCCAAGUCAAAAAUCUUCCAAGGAAACAAUGCCAACCACAAGUGGUGUUGGGUCUGCUGGGACAGGAAUGGAAUCGAGAUCGGGAUCAGGAGAAACAGGGAUGGGUGAUGGAUCUUGGUUGGCUGGAUUAGCCAUGGGCGAUUCAACGAGGAUUUUGGCAACUACUGGUUUGCAUUGUAUUUGUGGUGUCAUUCUCCUAUUCCUCUUCUUGUAGUUGUAGGUAGUAGUACUAGACUUGUAGUAUUUAGAAUGGUGUGGUGCUCCGUGUUCAUGCUCAUUAUUAUUACCUUUAGUUUUCUACUUUAAUUUGAUUUGAUUUGUGUACUGCAUUUACAUUACUUAAAUGUUGGAGAAAAGAUAAGAAGCAGCUGCAACUGCCCCGUGGAAA